GGUAAGUGUCUGGUUUGGGGACUGGACAUGUUUUUAAAGAGACCGAAGAGCUAAAGAAAUUUAAAAAAUGUUUACAAACGUAUGCGGGGUCCACUGAAUAUGUUUGCAUCGAGUUAAAAAAAAAACGGAAAAUCGCGUUUCGACCUAAAAACUACAGCUCUGAAAACUCAGCAUGGCCGACCAGAGGCUGUUGUACUUCGGUAUAUUAUAACGAUAUAACACACAUGCAUGUGUUCGACCUGUUAUUACUGGACUGAACAUAUCAAAGCUGAAUCGAACAGCUCCACACCUGCUGCAGCCGAGGAGCCCCUCUGGUCUCGCAGCAAUAACGUCUUCAGGUUUAACUUCUUCCCUGACAGUUCUCCAGCAGCUUCAGAGAAAGCACCUGCAUCGGACAGGACUGAGCCAACAAGCCAGAUUUCCUUCACUGAACAGGGCUCUGCUUUUGCCUUCAACUUUCAAAUCCCUCCUGCAGAAGACAUGGACACAACAGACACUCCAAAUACUUCUCAAGGUGACCGACAGUGCGUCCCAGAGGAGAAGCCUCCCCUUUCGCAGGAGGUUGAGUCUCCACCUGAACAAUCUGAGCAAUCAAAAACAAAGAAGAAGAAAAAGAAGUCAGGGAAGAAAAACUCCUCGAGUAUUGAGCCACUGCAGAAGCCAGCUGAGGAGAGUGAAGGUGCUGCAGAGGAGCUGGGUCAAGAAGAGCAGCUGAAAAGGGAGCUGGACUGGUGCAUCGAGCAGCUGGAGCUGGGCCUGAAGUGUCAGAAGGGUACACCGAAGCAGAAGGACGAGGCCUCGCGUGCCCUAAAGACUCUGCGCAGCUCCAAAGCUCCUCUCCCCAAGAAGAGGCAGGUGAUGAGAGCUGUAACUGGAGAUUACAGAAAGAAGAUGGAAGAGGAGAAGACCAAGCAAUUCAAACUCAUUCAGAGCGAAAUCGCAUCAGCCCAGGUCAAACUUGUGUCAGAGUCCCCAAAGAAGUCUGUUUUCCACCGGAGAGCUGAAGACAAAACUCAGACAUCACUCGCUGAGGAGAAGCUGCGGCGCACUGAAGCUCACUGUGCAGAGCUGACGCCGCAGACUCAAGAGGCGACGCCGGUUUUUGUUCUUAUCCCAUCGAAGGAGGAGUUUCACUUCAAUUUUCUCUGACUUGUCUGUCCUGAUGCCAAAUCCUUCACAAUGCAGCAUGCUGGAGAUAAAGUGCUACGUAGGCUGGCAGAACGGCACCGUCAGAGAUCUGUGGACAACCUUCUGGUGAACGCUGAAGAUAUGAGGAGAGAAGACGUCAAAAUCUCUGUGUUUACAGACAAAACCUUUAACUAAUACAUUUUUACAAAGCGUGAUGCAUUCACUGAAUUAAUGUGAUUGCUCAAAUCUCAAGAGAAACAUAUUCAAGUCCAUUCAGGCUGACAGCAUGGCGCCUCGAACCAUGUUACCAUAAAUACUGGAUUGCUGUCGAUUACACCUGAGGUGCCAAAAUAUCUUGUAUAUUUAGAAAAACAGACAAAUAUGUUUUUGUUGGACUUCUAAGAUAAUAAUCAUGUUAAUUCAGAAAAAAUGGUUCAAAGCAUUUGAGGUUUUUUGUUUUAUAUUGCUA
Haplochromis burtoni (Burton's mouthbrooder) is the source of this 1597-nucleotide messenger RNA. RefSeq names its product chromosome unknown C8orf33 homolog (gene cunh8orf33). The record is from RefSeq and is a predicted model, not a curated record. Lineage: Eukaryota; Metazoa; Chordata; Actinopteri; Cichliformes; Cichlidae. The transcript is spliced from 5 exons. The coding region runs from base 229 to 1149 and encodes 306 amino acids.